GUUAAAUAUUUAAUUUUAAACAUUGAUUAUAAUUACUAUUACUACUAGUAUUCAUAAUAUACUAUUUCUAAGUAUAAAAUAUUGUUAUUAUUCCAGUGCCAUUAAGUAUGUCAUAUUCAAAUCAAGAAAAUAUUAAAAAUGAACGUUUUGCACAGGAAAAAGAACGCGAUAAUAAAAAAUUAGAUGAUUCUAGUUGUAUAAUUAAUAGUUCGAAGUACAGAGAAGGUGAACAUGUGCCUGGAGCAGGUCCAUGUGAGGAAUGUAUUUGUCAUCCACCAAAUGUUGUAUGUUCAAUGACAAAAUGUCCAGUAAACAGUGGCUGUAUUACAAUUCAACUACCGAACAAAUGUUGUCCAAAGUACAAAUGCGGUAAUAAUAUAUCUUAUUUAUCUCUUGAAAUGUCAACAAUUGAAAUAUGUACCAAUACAAGAAUGAAAAUAUAAUAAUACGUUUUUUUUUAUUAUUAUUAAUUUAUUAGAUUGUGAACAUAAAGGAAAACUUUAUAAUAAUGGUGAAAAAAUUAAUAAAUCUGACGAAUCUGCGUGUAGAGUUUGUUUUUGCAACGGUGGAGAAAUAGUAUGUACUUCUAUUGUAUGUUACACUCGAAACGACUGUCAAGGAUAUUAUUUGCCAGGAGAUUGUUGUCCAAAAUAUGACAAUUGCACAUCAACUUCAUCAAUAGGUAGAUAGCGGAGUAGAUAGUAUAAACAAGCACUAAUUUGAAUAAUUGUAUAAAAAUAAAAUUUGUGUUUUAUUUAUUUAUUUUGUGUAGAACAAAAACCAAGAGAUUCAAUGGAUUAUGAAAAAUCGAGUAGAAGAAAUUACUGGCCACAUAGUACGGAACAAAAUUUCAAUGUAGACAGUAUUUGGAAAAGGGAUACGACAAAAACUCAGCAACGAGAAUUACCUACAGUUCCAGAUGUUAUAACGAUACCAUCAAUAUUUGUUGAAACUGAAGAAGUACCCAGAGAAACAAAUAGAUCAUUACCAGACGACUUAUUAGAAGGAUUGGACGAUUCAACUUCAGAUUCAAUAUCGGAGAAAAAUAUCACUCAAAACGAACCAGAUAAUGAACUCAAUACUCCACAUAAUUUAGUUACUGAUUUAAAACAUGAGAAUUUGAAUACUGUCGAAGAUUCAAUAACUUCAUUUUUAGGAUUUGAUACUGAAAAUUCAACAAACGAACAAACCACAGACACUAGUUUAAUGAUAAACACUGAAAGUUCAGAAACAUCACCAGAAUUUGAAGAAUUGUUUGACACAACAGAUAUUGAUAGCUCUGUAAUAAUUACAAAUCAAAAUGGUACAGAAAUUAUUACAGCCAUAACAGAAACACCAUUUAUUAAAGAAAUUAUUAAUUCGUCGACUGAAAUGACAACUAGUACACAGGUUGAAAUUUUUGAUCCGAGUGACUUAAUAUUGGAUUCAAAAAGGCCAAUGUUUGAAGAAUUUUCUACAAUUACCCCGGAAAUUGACCCUAUAACAGAAAUAGAUUAUGAUGAAUCGAGAGAAGCAACUACACCAAGACCAAAUGACAAAACAACAGUGGGUACACCUCAUAAAUUAGUUAUGGAAAGUUCACAAGGAACAAUUGAUGAUGAUAUUAGUACAGAAAAUGCAUUCACAGACUUAGAAGAUACAACAGACAUGUUUGGACCUAACUUUGGUCAUCGUUCGUAUAAAACAGAGACAUAUCAAAUUUUAACCAAUAUGCAUAAAUCCAGUCAACAAACUAAAGGACUAGAUUAUGUGACAUCGUUAUUACCUACCACGGACAAGAAUUUUGAGAAAAAAAAUUUAAUAACUACUAAACCUCCUCAAAACAAAUUACUUGAUCAAUCGUCAACCAAAUCAAACAUCGAAAAUAAAAUUAGUACAGUAAACACAGAAUUUGAUUCAGAUAAUAUUUCUGUUGUAACAAACAAAGGAAAUGGAAAUAAUACAACUAAUGAUACAUAUUUUCUGGAAUUAGAAACAACAAAUGUAACGGUGUGUGUGAAUGAUAUUUGUACUGAAAGUUCAAAAUUAAACGAAGAAUUAUUCGAUCCUCAGACAGAGUCAACAACUCCUUUUAUCAUAGAAACUAAAGUGUUAUCUAAUCAAGAACCACCACCAGCUACUAAAAGAAUAAAAUACCCUAAAGAAUAUCCUGCAGAAUUUGAAACGAUUCAAAAUGGGCCGUCAGUAACUAUAACAAAAAGAACAUAUACAAGCAUUCCAGAUAUAGUCUAUACAACAACAACAAUGAUAACAUUACCGACCUUAGAUUUAAUUUACAAAGCCAACAAAGAUAUAGACAAGUAUGUAAAUGAAAUGCAAAUGACAACUACAAAUAAACCUAAAACUAAUAGUAAUUUAAGUCCGCUACGAAAUUUAUCCUCGAUACAAUUUAUUUGAAAGUCAAAACAUUACAUAUUCAUGCAUUUUGUGACACUAAAGGCUAAUUAAAAAAAAAAAAAAAUCCUUAUUAUAAACAUUAGAGUAAGUAUGAAGUAAGUACCUAUGUUGUCUUAGUAUACAUUUGUGUAAUUUGUGUAUAGUGCAUACUCUUAAUUUAGAAUUUAAAUUUUUGUAUUUUGAUUAAAAAUAUGAAUAUUACCUAAAUUUAUAAUAUACAACAAAUAACAAUGUGAUAUAAAUAAAUAUGAAAUAAACUUAUCGAAUUUGUAAAUAGAUUACAAUAACUCAAGUAUACAACAAAACUACAACAUUGAUUACAACAACUGACAUCUCCGUAUUCAGAUUAGUGUCAAUCUAGUAAUAUCGGUGUAAUAAUAUUUUACUUCAUGUAUUACUAAAUGUAAUUAAAACUAUGAUUACAAUAUCACUUUAAUAAAAAAUAUCAUUAAUAUAAUUUUAUUUUUAAAUACCUACUAAAAUGCUGGGUAUAGUAAAAAAAAGAAACCAAAUCUUAGAAAAACUCAAGAUUUUUUUUUCAAUAUACAUAGGUGUGAAAAAUUUUAAAUAAAAUAUUAAUUAUUGAAAAAUAAAAAUAUAAUAUCCUACAUAGUUUCUUUCAAUUUUCUUUUUCAAAUCAAAUAGUAAAAAAUUAUAUUAAACAUAAAAUAGGCACCUACUACUUAUCCAUCUAAAUACUUAAUCAUUUUAGAAAUAGAACAUUUAGACACUUCUUUUUUAAAAUGUUUCAAUUAUGAAACUAGUAAAAUAAAAAACUAAUUGUAAAUAUUAUUUACACCGCUUA
This is a messenger RNA of Cinara cedri, 3202 nucleotides long. Lineage: Eukaryota; Metazoa; Arthropoda; Insecta; Hemiptera; Aphididae. The record is from the annotation of a GenBank genome assembly.